This is a messenger RNA of Achroia grisella, 978 nucleotides long. Its product is annotated as eye-specific diacylglycerol kinase-like. The coding region runs from base 1 to 978 and encodes 325 amino acids. The transcript is spliced from 4 exons. Lineage: Eukaryota; Metazoa; Arthropoda; Insecta; Lepidoptera; Pyralidae. The record is from RefSeq and is a predicted model, not a curated record.
AUGCAGCGCCUGCGCACCACAUUCAAAAGGUCUCGCACGCCCACACCCGCCGACAUGAAGACGCAAAGCAGCCUCGAAGUGCCCAAGCAGGUCCGGUCGGCGUCAUUCGAUGAAAUACAGUUGGAGGCUGCGCGCGGCGCGAGCACCAGUGGGUUACUUGCGGUGCCGCAACCAGGCGCGCGCAGCCGCUCCUUUGACUCCGCCGGAUCAGACGACUCUGGCACUUAUCUUGAAGUCCCUCGUAUCUGGUCGAGACGUCGGUCAGGCAAAGGCACUCCACCACCAUGCGUGCAUUGUCGACAUAUGGAAACAUGGCUAGCACGCCGUAGCGAAGAACGUGUCACGCCUGAACGACCGCUCGCUUCUUCAUCGGCUGAGGAUGAUGAUGACGAAGAUGAAAGUGAAUGUGAAGCUCCACGAGUGUUACUCGCUCCACCUCCGCCUCCAAGAACUAUUAGGCCACCACCCCCACCACAGUCACCACCUCCGUCACCCGGCGCUCCAUCGUUUGAACUGCAACCGCCGAGCGAUGAGCCACCUAUUUUGCCUCAGCGACGACGCUCCAUAUCAAGACAAGAAGCAUUUUUUGUUGAACCCACGGGCAGUUCUUUGGAAAAUGUGAGAGCUUCAGAAGAAGGCGCGACCAAUGUCGCAAGAGAUACUUUAGUCCACGAUAUUUAUUUAGCUGUACCUGAACUUAAACGUGAUCGUGCGGCGUCAGUGGAUUCUUGCUUCUCAAAAGUGUCUGGUGGUCCGAGAGCUGAAGAAAUAAAUGGCACGGGAAAUAAUUUGACAGUUCCGGGGACUGGAUUACGCUCGAGAUCGGUAGAUAUCGUUUUACCGACGGCUGAGCAGUCUCGUUACAAAGCACUAGCAUUAACUUCAGCACAAGUGCCGCCUCCACUUCCAACACAAGCCCAAGAGCCCGAAGAAUCAAUACCUGCACCACCUGUUCAACCAGAGACCAGUUGGAAUUGA